Molecule: messenger RNA, 561 nt
Organism: Ilex paraguariensis (yerba mate)
Lineage: Eukaryota; Viridiplantae; Streptophyta; Magnoliopsida; Aquifoliales; Aquifoliaceae
Source: the annotation of a GenBank genome assembly
AUGCAUUUCCGUCGAUUCAUUUUCUUCAUCUUCCUCGUCCUCAACCUCUACUGUCCCUGUCAGGCACAGUCAUCAUCGAUAGAGAUCGAUGAUCGCCUCUCCGUCAGACUCUCUUCCCCGUUCUCAAUCGCACUUGAAACCCUCCAGGGACUAAUCGAAUAUAAUUUUACGGACAUCGGUCUGCUACGACGCGCGAUGACUCACUCUUCGUACUCGGAAGAGAACAACAGAGCUCUGAGCAUUUUGGGCGAGAGUGUGAUCGAGACUUGGGUUUCGCUUCGGCAACUGACCAAAGACAUUGACGUUUCGCCGCAAGAUCUGAACACUCUGAUAUCGGAGGUAUCGGAAGUGGAGACGUCGUGCGCCGUUGAUGGAAUGAAGUUGAAGUUGCAGAACAUAGUUAGGGUUUCGCCGAAAACUGAUCCGUCGACUCCAUCGGUGGUUUGUGGUGCUUUCCGGGCGAUGUUUGGGGCUAUUGCGGUGGAUACAGGAAAGGCAGAUGUGGGUGGGAGCAAAUUCGGAAGUGUUCAUGAGAAAUUUGGAAGAGCUCGUGCAGUGUGA